AUGUGCCCCACCAAGGAAGGGACUCAAAAAUUCAGGGACUGUGACAACGGGCUGGACGACACAGGACCAGCUGGCCCACCCCGUGCCCAGCUGGCCCUCCCUGUGCCCGGCUGGCCCUCUCUGCGCCCAGCUGGCCCACCCCAUGCCCGGCUGGCUCUCCCCGUGUCCGGCUGGCCCACCCAGAGCCUGGCUGGCCCUCCCCACGCCCAGAGGGCCCUCCCUGUGGCCCCAAGACACGGGGGCGCGCAGGGACCUGGAGUGGAUGGGAGGCACUUCAAGGUCCAGGCAGAGAGAAUCAGAACCUUCCGCAACCCUUCAACAGGGUCCCAAGCACUGAAGGUCCAUUCUGUGCUCACGCCUCCAGCCAACCAGCCCAUCUGCAGCGAUGCCCAGGACGAACUCAGCGCCCUGUCACCUUGUGCCAGGGGACCUGACCCAGGACACCUCAUCUGUUCCACGUGCUGGGACCCCCAAGCCUUGCUCGCAGAAAUUCACUGCCUUCCACCUGACCCCAGCCCUUCAAGGGUCUGGAAUCCUUCCUGGGAACCACCAGCAGACACCCUGACCGGGGAGCUUGAAGGACACUGUCCUCCGAGCCGGCCUGGGAUGAGCCGUCUACACCGGGGCUCACAGCUGACUCGGGAGGCGCUAUCGGUGUGGACUCCGUCUUGCCAGGACGGGAUCGAAGCCGUGUGGGAAACAGGUGCCCACCGUGCCGAGAUGGAAGGUUCUAGUAUGGUCUCUGGACCCCCAGAGGGCCCUCUGGGAGCGUUCAGGGAUGACUGUUGGGGUGAUGGCCACAGCUGCCCACAGGGCUGCAAGGAGGCCAGGUUCCUGGUCAAGCCACCACCUGUCAGGGAGGCUGGUGUGGCUCUAUGCCGGCUACCGGAGAACUUCCAGGCCACGCGUGCCGAGAAGUUAAAGGACAAGCCAUGCUUCCACCCCGCCUGGGGGCUGCUCAGAGAAGACGAGGUCUCCCCACCACCAAGACACAAGGUGAAGCUGGACCCAGACGCGGGAGGCCUGCUGUUCAGAACCCAGGAGGAAACGCACCCGCCGGAUUCACGCCACCCACGUGGCCUGCCCCCCGCCAUUCCUCCCUGGGCCCCGUGUACCCCUGAACCCCGCUGGACAGCCAUGUGGCGAAGCUCCAAGCCCAUCAGACUCCGCUUCCGGGAGGAACUGCAGGGAGCGUCUGCUCAUCUAGGACACAGAGGGAUACGGAUGAACAAUGCACACCGACGCGGGUCCCAGAACGCUGGCACACCCGGCCACUCGCCUAGGACAAGCCGGGAGAACGGCCGGCCAGGGUCGCCCAGGCCCACGCGCGCCUGUCCCCGCGAGGCCAACUCCACCUCCCCGCACUCGCGAAGGCGGCUGCCGGGCGCCGCGCUCAUUGUUCUGUCCGGGCCCGGGAGGGACUUUACAUCCCCCCACACCACCUGGCCCCAGAAUGCCGGCUCCAGGCCCCCCGCAAUUGGAGCCCGCAGCGAAGAAAGGCGCGUGGGGUGGGCGCCGGCAGGGUGGCCGCGAGGACAGCGCAGCCGAGGGGCCGCUCCGGGGGACGUGCUCCCGCGGGGGCCGCGCGCCCCGCCGCAUCACCUUUAUUUCUCGCCCCGCGAUCACCCCAAGAGCACCCCCACGGCCACACUUCUUUUCUUUGGGCAGGAGUCCACCCGGCCACAGCCGCCGCCUCCUCGCCCGGGAAACGCGCCCCCUCGCCGUCCCGGACCCCGGACCCAGCCGGCUCAGGAGGGGGGCGCGGCGCCGGGGGGGGGGCGGGGGGGAGGAAGCGGAGACCCGGAGCUAGGGUGCAGGGGAGAAAAGGGGGUGCGUACUCGGAGCUGGAAGCUGGGGUACCAGGAACCAGACCCGAGAUCGGGGAGCUGGGAGGCUGGCGGCGCGGAUUCGAGAACCGGGGGCCGGAAGGCAAGGGGACGGGGCCGGGGGCCGAGGGUCAGCGGGGCGGGAACAGGGAGGCGAAGAACCAUCGGCCGGGGGCGUGGGGCCGGAAGGCGCGGGGCUCGGGGGCCCCGGGCCCGAGGGUUGGGGGGCCGGGCCGGGGGCGCGGGCCGCGGGAACAAAGCCGGGCCCCGAGCCUUACCUUCGUACACGGGGGCCAUCGGGGCCGGGCCGUCCGCGGCUCAUGGCAGCGGGGCGGGGACGGCGCAGCGCGGGCUCGGCGCCCCCCGGCUCAGGCGGCUUCUGCCAUCUUGCGCCCGGCACCUGAGCUCGCGGAGUGCAGAAGGGCCGCCGGGGGCGCGCGCUGUCCUCGGAGGACGAGCAGGUGGGCUUCGGGCGCUCCUGCAGUCACCCCUGCAGCUGCCAUUCGGUGCGCCCUGGUGGUCCCCAGUUCCUGCGGGUUCCAGCCGCCCGACCUGCACCCUGCGGUUUCCAGCGUCCCCAGCGCCCUCCCACCUGCACGGCCUGUGCCCAGGCCUCAGGGUUCCCCACCCUUUCUCUCCGAUCGAACUGCACUUCGACCUUCCGCACAUUCUCCCUAGCGAGGCCACGGGACGCGCCCCUCCAGCCUCCUCCAGGAUGUCUGAUAGGGGGCCCAGCCGGCGCCUCAGCUCAGGAAGCCUUGAGUCUACCCUUCCUUUUAAAAAACUGGGUCGUGACACAUUACCAGAUGAUGACAUAAAUUCAUCAGGGACCACAGCCAUGCAAGCUGCCUGCCAGGGCUUGGCACAGGGCCCUGUGGUAAAGGAGCGGCUGCUCCAGGUCCCCGGGACUGUGCUGGGCCUCUCCUUGCCAGCUCGCUCUCUGGUCUGCAGGACCAUGGAGGCCUGGGGUUUUCUGCAGGGGGUGGGGAGCACGUCCAUGGUGACCGUGACCCUUGCUGUGGCCCUCCUGGCCUUCCUGACGUGGUACUCCACAUCAGCAUUUUCACGACUGGAAAAGCUGGGCAUCAGACACCCCAGACCUUCUCCUUUUAUUGGAAACCUGAUGUUUUUCUGCCAGGGGUUCUGGGAAGGCCAGCUGGAGCUCAGAAGACGAUUCGGACCUCUGUGCGGGUACUAUCUUGGUCGCCGGAUGUUUAUCGUUAUUUCUGACCCAGCCAUGAUCCAGCAGGUGUUGGUUGAGGACUUCAGUAACUUCAGCAACAGAAUGGUGUCGGGCUUGGAGUCCAAGCCGGUGGCCGAGAGCGUUCUGUUCCUACGGGACAAGAGGUGGGAAGAGGUUCGAGGCGUGCUGAUGCCCGCGUUCAGUCCAGAGAUGCUCAGAGAGGUGAUGCCCCUCGUCAGCCAAGCCUGUGACCUCCUCCUGAUGCACCUGGAACCCUACUCGGGCUCUGGGGCUCCCUUCGACAUCCAGCGCUGCUAUACCUGCUACACCACUGACCUGGUGGCCAGCAUCGCCUUCGGCACCCCGCUGGACUCCCACGAGAUGCCGGAGCACCCCUUCGUGGUCCACUGUCGACGCUUCUUCCAGUCCUCUGUGCCCAGGCCCUUCCUGGCUUUGAUCUUGUCCUUCCCGUCCUUAAUGGUCCCACUGGUCCGGAUCCUGCCCAACAAGAAGCGAGAGGAGCUGAACGGCUUCUUUAACCAGCUCGUCAGGAACGUGGCUGUCUCCAGGGACCAGCAAGCCACAGGGGAGAGGCGCAAGGACUUCCUCCAGGUGAUGCUGGAUGCCCGCUGCUGCCUGAGCUCCGUGGGCGUGGAGAGCUUUGACACCGUCCGGCAGGUCUUCUCCUCGACCAAGUGCCCUGUGUCACCUCCUCGGCCAGCUGAGGCCAGGGCGCUGUCCAAGCCCCUGACCAUGGACGAGAUUGUGGGCCAGGCCUUCCUCUUCCUCAUCGCUGGCUACGAGAUCGUCACCAACACACUCUCUUUUGCCACCUACCUCCUGGCCACCCACCCUGACUGCCAGGAGCGGCUCCUGGGAGAGGUGGACCGGUUCUAUGAGAAGCACGCCGUCCCUGAGUACAGCAGCCUCCACGAAGACCUGCCCUACCUGGACAUGGUGGUUGCGGAGACCCUGAGGCUUUACCCACCAGCUUUCAGGUUCACCAGGGAGGCAGCGAAGGACUCGGAGCUCCUGGGCCAGCGCAUCCCCGCAGGUGCUGUGCUGGAGGUGGCCGUGGGUGCCCUGCACCAUGACCCCGAGCACUGGCCGCAGCCCGAGGUCUUUGACCCUGAGAGGUUUACAGCUGAGGCCCGGAGGCAGCACCGACCUUUCACCUACCUGCCCUUUGGGGCAGGCCCUCGAAGCUGCCUCGGGGUGCGCCUGGGGCUCCUGGAGAUCAAGCUGACGCUGCUCCGUGUACUUCGUACCUUCAGGUUCCAGGCCUGCACUGAGACCCAGGUCCCACUACAGCUGGAGUCCACAUCCGCCCUGGCCCCCAAACACGGUGUCUACAUCAAGAUCGCUCCCCGCUGA
Molecule: messenger RNA, 4383 nt
Organism: Elephantulus edwardii (Cape elephant shrew)
Lineage: Eukaryota; Metazoa; Chordata; Mammalia; Macroscelidea; Macroscelididae
Exons: 26
Coding region: 1-4383 (1460 amino acids)
Molecular function (GO): heme binding; oxidoreductase activity, acting on paired donors, with incorporation or reduction of molecular oxygen; monooxygenase activity
Source: RefSeq, a predicted model, not a curated record